Scedosporium apiospermum is the source of this 945-nucleotide messenger RNA. Its product is annotated as L-lactate dehydrogenase. Gene Ontology annotation, cellular component: cytoplasm. Gene Ontology annotation, molecular function: L-lactate dehydrogenase (NAD+) activity. NCBI's taxonomy places the organism in Eukaryota, Fungi, Ascomycota, Sordariomycetes, Microascales, Microascaceae. The record is from RefSeq and is a predicted model, not a curated record. Bases 1 to 945 code for a protein of 314 amino acids. The transcript is spliced from 3 exons. Gene Ontology annotation, biological process: carboxylic acid metabolic process.
AUGGUCCUCUUCGAGACAAGCCGUCAAACCACCCGCAUCGCCGUCGUAGGCGCCGGCGACGUCGGCGCAGCCUGCGCCUUCGCCUGCAUCAUGAACCACGUAGCCGGCGAGAUCCUCCUCGUCGACAUCAAAGAGACCUUCCGCGACGCCCAAGUCCUCGACCUAGGCGACGCCGCCUACCGCGGCACCCCCUCCGUACGCGCGGGGACCUACCAAGAAGCCGGCCAGUGCGACGUCAUCGUCGUCACCGCCGGAGCCAAGCAGAAGCCCGGAGAGAGCAGGCUGCAGCUCAUCGGCAGGAACAUUAGCAUCUUGAGGACUGUCAUCGAGGGCAUGAAGCCGCUCAGCAAGGAUGCCAUUUUGCUGCUCGUGGCGAAUCCUGUGGAUGUUUUGACUUGUUUUGCGCAGGAGAUUUCGGGGCUGCCGAAGCAGCAGGUUAUUGGGUCAGGGACCUUUUUGGAUUCGAUUCGGUUGAGAGGGAGGUUGUCGCAGAAGAUUGGCAUCUCCGCCAACUCCAUCGACGCCUAUGUUCUCGGUGAGCACGGCGACAGCCAAUUCGUCGCCUGGUCCAUAGCCACCGUCGGCGGCGUCCCCAUCGACGAAGCCGUCCCCGCCGGAACCUUCGACCGCGACCUCAUCGCCGAAAAGUGCCGCAACUCGGCCGCCACCAUCAUCGAAGGCAAAGGCGCCACGUCCUUCGGCAUCGGCGCCGUCGUCUCCAGCAUCUGCUCCGCCAUCCUCUUCGACAAGCACCUCGUCCGCCCCAUCAGCCAUUGGGUCCCCGACCUCGGCUGCUGCAUCAGCCUCCCCGUCGUCCUGGGCCGUCGCGGCGCCGCGAGGCCCUUGCCGAUGAACCUUAAUGAGGAGGAGCAGAAGGCUUUGGAGGGUUCGGCUGCGACGUUGAGGGGGGUUAUUGCGGAUGUGAGGAGGGACUUUAAGCUUUGA